AUGAACCAAACUAACUCCUUAAAAUCCUUUUUGAAUAUUGAAAAUGUAAAUGACCGAUUUGUAACGGAUUUAAAUACUUAUAAGAAGCAAUUUUCUUAUAAGGAAUUAUAUGAAGAAAUAGAAAACUUUGUAAAUUUUUUUCAAAGUAUUAAUAUAAAAAGAGGAGAUGAAAUAUCAAUCAUUUUAUUUAAUAGUAUUGAAUAUGUGAUAUCUUUUUUGAGUAUUAAUUUUAAUCAUAAUAUAUGUUUACCACAAAACACCAAUUUGAAAAAAGAGGAAUAUAAAAGAUAUUUAGUAAAUAACUGUAAGUAUAUUAUAAUUCAUGAUUAUGAUGAAAAUGAUGAGGAAUAUGCAAAUAUUAAAAAUAAACAUAGUUAUUAUAAAAAUGUGUGUAUUUAUAUAAAAGAGCUAUCUGAAGAAUAUGGUAUUGGUUUAAUUAAAAUAAAAAAAAACAAGGAGAAACCUUAUUUUACUUAUUCAUAUAUAAAUAAUGGAAGAAAGGAAGAACUACAGAAUUUAAAUAAUGACUUGAAAAAUGAUGAAAAUAAUAAUAUUAAUAAUAAUAGUAAUAAUAAAGAAGAAAGCAAUAUGUUGAAGAGUGAUAUAUGUCUUCAUUUACAUACGUCUGGAACUACGAGUAAAGUUAAAAUAGUACAGUUAUCUAAUACAAAUAUAAAAACUACAAUAACGAAUAUAACCAAUUCUUAUAAUAUAAAUAGAGAUGAUAAUACUAUUAUUGUUAUGCCUUUGUUUCAUGUACAUGGAUUAAUUGGUGUGUUACUUCCUAUAAUAUAUUGUAAAGGUAAUAUUUUAUUUCAAUUAGGUCAUUCUUUUAGUGCAUCCGAAUUUUGGAAUAAUGUUGAAAAUUAUAAUAUAACUUACUUUUCAGCUAUUCCUACUAUUCUUAAAAUAUUAAUAAUAAGAUAUGAAGAAGAUUAUUUAAGAAUAAAGAAAAUCCAAAAAAAUAGUGAUGAAAAUAAUAAAUGUGAAAAAACUAUAAUGAAGGAAAAAGUAAAACAUAAAUUAAGAUUUAUUAGAACUUCCAGUUCUAGUUUAGAUGAAAAUUUAGAAAAAGAAAUCGAAGAAAAGUUUGAAGUAUCUGUUUUUCAAGCAUAUGGUAUGACAGAAGCUUGUCAUCAAGUUAGUUCAAAUAAAAUCAUUACACCCUCAUUAUCAUCACCAAAUAAUAUACAAAUAUGUAAGAAAUUUAAAAGUGUAGGUAUACCUAAUGUAGGUGUUAUUAUAUAUAAUGAAGAAAAGAAAAAAAUAUGUGAUUAUAAUGAAUUAGGUGAAAUAUGUAUUAAUGGAAAAAACGUUAUGUGUGGAUAUAAAGAAUUAAAGGAUAAUGAUAAUAUAUAUAUAUAUGCUAAUACUAUAAAAGAAAGAAAUAACUAUAUGAUGAAGAAUCCAUUUUUAGAAAUAUCUGAAAAGGUACCUUUCUUUAAAACAGGAGAUAUUGGUUAUAUUGAUCAAGAUAACUUCCUUUUUAUAUCAGGUCGUAUUAAAGAUAUAAUUAAUCGAGGAGGGGAAAAAAUUAUACCAAAUGAAAUAGAUGAUGUUUUAAGAAAUCACGAUUUAGUUCAAGAUUGUUUAACGUUUUCUUGUAAAGAUGAUGUAUAUGGUGAAAUUAUAAAUAGUGCAGUAAUAUUAGAAGAAAAUAAAUUAUUAUCACAUAAUGAUGAUUAUAAUAAGAAUAGUACGAAUAAUAGUUAUAUUAAUAAAUCAUCUGAUGAACAGAAAAAUAUGUCAUUAAGUCCAUUUGAUGAAAACUUAUCCAUUUAUUUAAAUUUAAAAUAUUAUAUACUAAAAAAAGAAUUAAUAAAUUAUAUGAAAAAAUAUAUAGCUGAUUUUAAAGUACCAAGGAAUAUCUAUUUUGUUAAUAAUUUUUUAAAAACAGAUACAGGUAAAAUUUCUAGAAAAAAAGUUUCAGAAAGUAUUGAAGAAUUAAAAAAAAAACAAAUAAAAGUCUUUGAUAAUAUUAUACCUUUAAUUUUUAAAAAAUAUGAAAUAAAAUAUAUAUAUGGAUUAUAUGGUAUACCAAUAAAUAAAAUAAUAUAUAGUUUUAUUAAAAAUAAUAUAUAUUAUAUAAGUUUCAGAAAUGAGAUAAAUGCUUCUAUUAGUUGUAAUUAUGUUAAUUAUUUUGAUAUAAAUAAUAAAGAACAAAAAAAUAAAAUUGGAAUAUUAUUUACUUGCUCUGGUCCAGCAUUUAUUAAUACAUUAAGUGGUUUAUAUAAUGCUAAAGUUAAUAAUUUACCUAUGGUUUUAAUAUGUUUUGAAAAUGUGAGAAAUGAAAAGUUAACAUUAUUUGAAAAAUAUUGUAAUUUUCAAUAUUUCCCACAAUUAGACUUUUUAAAUAAAACAAAAGAAUUAUGUAAUCAAACGUAUCAUGUAAAUAAUACUUUAGAAUCAUUUUCAACUCAAUUGUUUAAUUGUAUAUAUACAUCUCUUCAACAUAAAUCACCUACAUAUUUAAAUAUUGAUUAUAAAUUAAUAGAGCAAACCAUAACUUUAGAUAAAGCUAUAGAGACAUUACAAUUAUGUGAUAUAUAUGCACAAAAAUGUUUAAAUCCAAAUCAGUUUAAUAAAUAUACAUUAUUAAAUAAUGAACAAGAAAAUUUAUUUACACAACUUUUAAAUAAAUUUGUAGAAAUAUAUAGAACCAACAAAAAAUGUGUUAUUUUUAUGGGUAUUAAUUGUAAUUAUGGAUAUAAAUAUAUUAUCAAAUUAGCAGAACUUUUGAAAAUACCUAUAUAUACAAAUACUAUGGCAAAAUCGUUCCUUAAAGAAAAUUAUUUAUAUAAUAUGAAUUCAUGUAAAUCUUAUUUAUUUAAUAAUUUAGACUCAUGUAUUUGUAUUGGAUCAGUUUUUAAUUUUUAUUUUAAUUUUGGAAACUUUCCAAAUUGUAAAAAGCAAAAUAUGUUAUGUAUCGAUUUGAUAAACAAUGCCUACGACCACGACCAUCAACAUCAUCAUCCACACAACAACAAUAAUAAUGAUAAUAAUAAUAAUAAUAAUAAGAGGGAUAAGUUGGAUGUAUCUCAUUAUUUUUUUUCAGACUUAUUUCAUAUAUUGAAAAAAUUAUAUUACGCAGUUAAAAAUGUUAUUCAUAUAAAUGAUAUCGAAAAUAAGAAAGAGUGGGUAAACAUCUUGAAUGAUAUGAAAAAAACGAAUUUUAAUAAAAUGUGUAUUCAAAUUAAUAAAUAUUUUGAAGAGGAACUAUUUACUAUGGAACAAGCCAUGCUAAUUAUAAGACAUAUAUUGAUUGAUUACUAUUUUUUAAAAAAUGACAUAGAGGAAGAAAAUAAAAAACAUUUCCUUAAUUAUUUAAAACAUGUGGAUAAAAUAAAAAUAAAAGAUUUUACAAAUAUAGAAAAUGUACAUUAUAGUGACCUUAUGGAUAAAGGAUUAGAUAUAGUAGAUAUAGACGAAGAUAUAUUAAGUGAUCACAAUGAUGACCAUAAUAAUGAUCAUAAUAAUGACACAUAUAUACAUCAAUAUGAAGACCAUUCCUACAAUGUGUAUGAUAAAAAAGAUAUCAUUUCAAAAAAGCAAAAAAAAGAAUUAUAUUUUUUAAAAAAACAAAUAAAAAAUAGAAUUAUUGUAACCAAUGAAGGGUCCAUAACUCUAAAUUUAGGAAUUUUAUAUUUACCUAAAUUUGGACCAUAUAAUUAUGUUAUACCUCAAAUUAAUGGAAUGAUGGGAGUAUCAAUGAAUGCAAGUAUAAGUGCCGCAUUAGAUAAUCCAAAUAAUAUAAUAUUUUCCAUAUUAGGAGAUUCAUCAUUUGGUUUUACAUCCAACGAAGUUGAAACAAUUUGCCGAUUAAAAUUAAAAAUUGUUUUUAUCAUUUUUAAUAAUAAUGGAAUAUAUGGAAAUAGAGAUAUUCCAAAAGAACAAAAUGUAACGAAUACCUAUAUUAAGGAAAAACACCAAAUAAAUGACCCAUCCUUUUAUUUGAAUAAUCCUUCGUCUUUAUACUUUUUUAGUAAAUAUGAAAAUUAUGUAAUUGCUCAUGGAGGUUAUGGCUGUUAUAUUGAUAACAGAAAUGAUUUUAUUAAACAAAUGAAAUAUGUAACAAGUCAAGACUUCGAUCAUUAUCCUGCCUUAUUAAAUGUAAUUAUUGAAGAUAGUGGAUGUGUAAAUUUUGAUGUAGACAAAUUUGUGAAGUAA
Messenger RNA from Plasmodium gaboni, 4167 nucleotides. Its product is annotated as acyl-CoA synthetase. Gene Ontology annotation, biological process: fatty acid metabolic process. The record is from RefSeq and is a predicted model, not a curated record. NCBI's taxonomy places the organism in Eukaryota, Apicomplexa, Aconoidasida, Haemosporida, Plasmodiidae. Bases 1 to 4167 code for a protein of 1388 amino acids. The transcript has a single exon. Gene Ontology annotation, molecular function: thiamine pyrophosphate binding; medium-chain fatty acid-CoA ligase activity; magnesium ion binding.